Jatropha curcas is the source of this 1113-nucleotide messenger RNA. RefSeq names its product OVARIAN TUMOR DOMAIN-containing deubiquitinating enzyme 4. NCBI's taxonomy places the organism in Eukaryota, Viridiplantae, Streptophyta, Magnoliopsida, Malpighiales, Euphorbiaceae. Gene Ontology annotation, cellular component: nucleus; cytosol. Gene Ontology annotation, molecular function: cysteine-type deubiquitinase activity. The record is from RefSeq and is a predicted model, not a curated record. Gene Ontology annotation, biological process: ERAD pathway; endoplasmic reticulum unfolded protein response; protein deubiquitination.
GUUUUCUGUUCCAUCCUUUACUUGCCGUAUAUACUUUCUUUUUCAUUUCUUUUAGCUUUCUUUUUCUGUUGAUUUAUUGUUACUGGGUUUGUUAAUUCAUUUUACUCUUUUGUAAGGAAAAGCUUGCUAAUUGAUAUGGAUUAUGGCUUAGGGAUACCUGGAGAUGGAAGGUGUUUGUUCCGGUCUGUGGUCCAUGGAGCUUGUCUUAGGGCAGGGAAGCCAUCUCCAAGUGAGAGCCUUGAGAAAGAACUUGCGGAUGACCUUCGAGCCAAAGUAGCAGAUGAAUUUAUUAAGAGGCGCAGGGAUACUGAAUGGUUUCUUGAGGAUGAUUUUGACACAUAUGUUGGGCAGAUGAGACAGCCACAUGUUUGGGGAGGCGAGCCUGAACUUCUAAUGUCCUCACACGUUCUAAAGAUGCCAAUAACAGUAUACAUGCGGGACAGAAGUUCUGGAAGUCUCAAAAUUAUAGCUGAAUAUGGCCAAGAGUAUGGCAAGGAAAAUCCAAUCUGUGUCCUGUAUCAUGGGUAUGGGCACUAUGAUGCAUUGCGAAGUCAGAUUGCUGUUGCACAAUCCAAGCAAUACUUGAUAUUGCACACCAAGUUGAGGUUGAAAAAAGAAAAGGAACCGAUUUGAUUUUUGGUGCACUAAUAGUGUUUGGGCUAGCUAAGCUUAGAUGACUAGUUAAUGGUUAUUAGCUUAGCUUAGAUGUGGAAUGCAAUGCAUAGUGAGCUGAUGAGGUGAACUCAAAUUCAGGAGGCUUUUAUAUCUUGGAUUAAUCUCUUUUAAUUUCUGCAUUAUAUUUACAUUGUGGUUGAGUCUUUUAUUCCAUGUAAACAUCAUUAGUCUAGAUGAUUAAAAUCACAAUUUAUUCAAAGUCAACUCCUCGUGGAAACGAUACUCUGCUCGCUCUUUAUUGCUUGUUUAUGACACCGUGCGCUUGCGGCAUUCCCAUCAACAAGUUUUUGUUUUGCCUACACCUUGUCAUAACAGGUUCUUGUGUGACCCAUAUGAAAUGCAGUUCCAGGAUACACCAUUAGCUAAACUAGAUGACUACUUUAUGUGUAUCUCCUGAUCAAUGCAAUAAAUUACUGAUUCUGGUUAUUUUUUAGAUUA